This is a messenger RNA of Ipomoea nil (Japanese morning glory), 2189 nucleotides long. Its product is annotated as protein DETOXIFICATION 42-like. Gene Ontology annotation, cellular component: membrane. Gene Ontology annotation, molecular function: antiporter activity; xenobiotic transmembrane transporter activity. Lineage: Eukaryota; Viridiplantae; Streptophyta; Magnoliopsida; Solanales; Convolvulaceae. Gene Ontology annotation, biological process: transmembrane transport. The record is from RefSeq and is a predicted model, not a curated record. The transcript is spliced from 14 exons. The coding region runs from base 106 to 1617 and encodes 503 amino acids.
CUCCCAUCUUUGACAAGAAUUUACUGAGUUCAUGCUUUUUUCUUUCAUCUUUUUUUUUUUUUUUUUUAACAAAGAAAAGGAAAAGGAAGGUGGCAGCUUAGGAGCAUGGCAGAGAAGGAAGUUGCAUGUUCAGAUAAUGGGAAAAUCCCUCUCUUCAUUUUCUUCAGGGAUGCAAGAUCAAUUUUGAAGCUAGAUGAGCUGGGUGUUGAAAUAGCCAGGAUUGCCCUCCCUGCAGCACUAGCUUUGACAGCUGAUCCUAUUGCCUCUCUGGUUGACACAGCUUUCAUAGGCCAAAUAGGCUCAGUUGAGCUUGCUGCUGUUGGAGUUUCUAUUGCUGUGUUCAACCAAGUGUCGAGAAUCGCGAUAUUUCCACUUGUCAGCGUCACUACCUCUUUCGUUGCUGAGGAAGAUACUAUCAGGAAAAGCGGCUCGAUUUCACAAGACACUGAAAGUUUAUCUGCAGGGAGUGAGAGUAAAAAGUUGAUACCAGAAAAUGGUUCUGAAGAGAGUGGUAACGCCUUUGAAGUAGAAGCUCCUAAUAACAACGAAAAGCGCCACAUCCCAUCUGCCUCAUCGGCUUUGAUCAUUGGUGGCAUCCUUGGCCUAAUUCAAGCAGUGCUGCUGAUCACGGGCGCAAAGCCCGUGUUGGAAUUCAUGGGGAUCAAAUCUGGCUCGCCCAUGUUAAAACCUGCACAGCAGUACUUGGCGUUGAGGUCACUAGGCGCCCCAGCGGUUCUUCUGUCUUUAGCCAUGCAGGGUGUUUUCCGAGGAUUUAAGGACACGAAAACUCCCCUUUUCGCAACUGUGGUGGGGGAUUUAACAAACAUAAUUUUGGAUCCUAUAUUUAUCUUCAUUUUCCGUCUAGGGGUUAGAGGGGCAGCUAUUUCCCAUGUCAUAUCUCAGUACCUUAUUUCGAUUAUACUUUUUUGGAGAUUAAUGGAGCAAGUUGAUUUAAUUCCUCCUAGUCUCAAAUACCUGCAAUUUGGUCGAUUUCUUAGAAAUGGAUUUCUAUUACUGAUGAGGGUCAUAGCCGUUACGUUCUGUGUAACCUUAGCUGCAUCAUUAGCUGCCCGGCUAGGAUCAACACAAAUGGCUGCGUUCCAGGUGUGCCUGCAGGUCUGGUUAGCGACGUCUCUUCUAGCUGACGGGUUGGCUGUAGCUGGACAGGCAAUACUAGCGAGUGCAUUCGCUAAGAAAGAGUUUAGUAGGGCGGCUGCAACUGCAUCCCGUGUGCUACAGCUAGGAAUAGCACUCGGGGUGAUCCUAGCCGUGUUUCUUGGAGUUGGUUUACACUUUGGAGCAAGACUGUUUACGAAAGACGCCAAUGUGAUCAACCUUAUUGGCGUUGGCAUCCCGUUUGUUGCAGCUUCUCAACCUAUCAACGCCUUGGCCUUCGUUUUCGAUGGAGUUAACUUUGGUGCAUCUGACUUUGCAUAUUCUGCCUAUUCCAUGGUUACGGUGGCGAUCUUCAGCAUCAUAUUAUUGUUCAUUCUUUCGUCGUGGUUUGGAUUUGUAGGAAUCUGGGUUGCACUAACCAUUUAUAUGGGUCUGAGAGCCCUGGCUGGGUUCUGGAGGAUAGGAACUGGAACAGGUCCAUGGAAAUUUCUCAGGAGCUGAAAAUCUCUUGCAACUCAAGAAGUGUAUUAACUUUAAAUAAAAUUCUUGAGAGGAAAUGGAUUUGAUACAGAGAGACAGCUUUAGAAAACACAUGAAACUUUGUUAGGGUAAAUUAGGGAGCUAGGCAGCAAUCUCCAGUGAUGUUAAUGUAAAUGUUUGUGUUACAGUCAGCCAGGCAAAAGUAAUAUAAUGAAAGCCUAUACUCAAAUGCUUUUAACCUAGGGUAGUGGUCGAGCGGAAGAGACUCAUCCAACUUUAAUCAUAGGUCAAGGGUUCGAUCCUUGGCUUUGGGUAUAGAGCAGUCUUAAAUCUCAAGGCUAGCUAUCCCAUUCAAUAGAGGUGCCUACAAAGGUCAAGGGUUCGAUCCAUAGCUUCGGGUAUGGAGCAGCCAGCUAUUCCACCCAAUAGAGGUGCCUACAAUUCAGCUAGGGGAAUUUUUCACUGUAUUGGUGAAAAUCCUGGGCUACAGAAAAAAAAAAAAAAUACUCAAAUGGCAAUGCUGAAGCAUAUAUAAGCAAUGUUGAAACAUGGGCUUCAAAAGUUAGAACUUAAAAGCAGCUAUUUUAUCUUCA